This is a messenger RNA of Drosophila eugracilis, 2215 nucleotides long. It is a transcript of the gene Pp1alpha-96A, whose product is annotated as serine/threonine-protein phosphatase alpha-1 isoform. Lineage: Eukaryota; Metazoa; Arthropoda; Insecta; Diptera; Drosophilidae. Gene Ontology annotation, molecular function: protein serine/threonine phosphatase activity. Bases 381 to 1364 code for a protein of 327 amino acids. Gene Ontology annotation, cellular component: cytoplasm; nucleus. The record is from RefSeq and is a predicted model, not a curated record. The transcript is spliced from 5 exons.
CGUUGUAAACAAUCGACGUCACUAACCAACGUAGGAUAAAAUUUUGUAGUACGUCGCGAAUAUAACGUGCAAUAAAUGCAAUAAAAGGGCCGCUGGCGAGUAUCGGAACGAUUGAUAGCAGCCAACCGUAGUGGGGCCAGCAUCUGAGGCAGGGAAUCCGUGAAUCCGGCGGAGUAAACAGGCAGAACCGUAAAAGCGAGUAGUUUCCAUCCGCACACGGACACGGCGCAGACACACACAGGCGCACGCAGCCCGUGCACAUCGAUGAAAUAACAUACAUAACGAACGUAUACCGAAAAUACACAAGUUACGGGCAAUAGCAGUUGCACAAAUCGGACGGAUAAGCGAAACUCGGAGUGUGGAGCAUCCGGGACUCAAACAUGUCGGAUAUCAUGAACAUCGACAGCAUUAUCUCGCGUCUGCUGGAAGUGCGCGGUGCACGACCGGGCAAAAAUGUGCAGUUAUCAGAAAGCGAGAUCCGCAGUCUUUGCCUCAAGUCCCGCGAGAUAUUUCUGUCCCAGCCCAUUCUCCUGGAAUUGGAGGCACCGCUAAAAAUUUGCGGAGAUAUACACGGACAAUACUAUGACCUCUUGCGCCUGUUCGAAUAUGGCGGCUUUCCGCCGGAGUCGAACUACCUGUUUCUGGGCGACUACGUCGAUCGCGGGAAGCAGUCCCUGGAAACGAUAUGCUUGCUGCUUGCCUACAAGAUCAAGUAUGCAGAGAAUUUCUUCUUGCUGCGUGGGAACCAUGAGUGCGCCAGCAUCAACCGCAUAUACGGGUUCUACGACGAAUGCAAACGUCGCUACACCAUCAAGCUGUGGAAAACGUUCACGGACUGUUUCAACUGCCUGCCAGUGGCCGCCAUUGUGGAUGAGAAGAUCUUCUGCUGCCACGGCGGCCUGAGUCCUGAUCUGUCUUCUAUGGAGCAGAUAAAGCGUAUUAUGCGCCCCACAGACGUGCCCGAUCAGGGACUAUUAUGCGAUCUGCUUUGGUCCGAUCCGGAUAAAGACACCAUGGGCUGGGGUGAGAAUGAUCGCGGCGUGAGCUUCACUUUCGGAGCAGAGGUUGUGGGUAAAUUUUUACAAAAGCACGAAUUUGACCUGAUCUGUCGGGCACAUCAGGUGGUAGAGGAUGGUUACGAAUUCUUCGCCAAACGACAGCUAGUGACGCUGUUCUCAGCGCCCAACUAUUGCGGGGAGUUUGACAAUGCGGGUGCCAUGAUGUCCGUGGACGACACAUUGAUGUGCUCCUUCCAGAUAUUGAAACCCGCCGACAAGCGACGAUUUGUUUAUCCCAACUUUGGCAGCUCAGGACGUCCCUUGACACCGCCACGUGGCGCCAACAAUAAAAACAAGAAAAAAUAAACGCUGCACACACUACGAACACACAAAAAGCAAAGCACAACAACAGCAACUACAAACGGCCACACACCCACACAAAAAAAGGGAAAAUGGAUAAUUGGAGUCCGUGUCCACAUUCAGCGGAAGGAGCAGACAAUUUGUUUUUAUCGAAUACGUGUAAUCGAAUCGUGAGCAACGUUAUAAGGAGUAUAUGAAUCUACACAAAUUAGCCUAUUUUUCAUUUGAAAGAAAAUCAUAAACAAAAAAAUGAAAACGAAACGAAAGAUGGAAAAAAAAAACACAAAUCGAGACACUUUAGUUCAAACUAAUGGUAGUGUAAGACACUGCAUAAGCAAGAAUAUUUUAUCUCCUAAUGUAUUAAUUUUGUUAUAGUUUUUUCUCGCCUAAAGCCCCCACAUACACACUGACACACACACACACAUGCUUAGAUCACUCGUACAGUAGGUACGACAAGUGCACGCACCGGUUGUAUUUUAAUUUGCAUUUCUAUCUCGCACAGCAUUUUGUUUAAGCCUACUUUCGCGGCACUUUCAUCAACUUUUGGCAAAGGUUUUCAACCACACUUUUCCGUUCUUCCUUCUGUUUUGCGUAUCUAAAAGAAUAAUAGCAAAUGGUAAAUAUGUUAACUUUUACGUUAAAUAAACUGUACGAGAAUGCUUUUAAAUGUGAGUUGAGCCAACUACAUAUUACAUAUGUACUCGAUGCACGAUUUAUUUUUGUAAUAUUGUCAUAGAAAUUUUACAUCGAUACAUGUUUACUUAGUUUUAAAAAUGAGGAAAGCAAUUUAAGUUGCAAGCUACAUAAGUUUGAAUUGUUUACACCAAAAAUAUUAAAAUAAACAAAUAUUGUGAAUA